Molecule: messenger RNA, 754 nt
Organism: Mandrillus leucophaeus (drill)
Lineage: Eukaryota; Metazoa; Chordata; Mammalia; Primates; Cercopithecidae
Gene: NAALADL2
Product: N-acetylated alpha-linked acidic dipeptidase-like 2
Exons: 3
Coding region: 123-488 (121 amino acids)
Source: RefSeq, a predicted model, not a curated record
CAGGAGAAGUGAUUUUGCAAAUUGCCAACGAACCUGUUCUGCCCUUUAAUGCAAUUGAUAUAGCUUUAGAAGUUCAAAACAACCUUAAAGGUGAUCAACCCAACACUCAUCAACUGUUAGCCAUGGCAUCACGCCUGCGGGAGAAUGCUGAACUUUUUCAGUCUGAUGAGAUGCGACCUGCUAAUGAUCCCAAGGAGAGAGCAUCCAACCGCAUCCGGAUGCUGAAUGACAUUCUCCAAGAUAUGGAGAAAAGCUUUCUGGUGAAGCAGGCGCCGCCAGGUUUUUAUAGAAACAUCCUGUACCACCUUGAUGAAAAGACAAGCCGGUUUUCAAUACUUGUGGAGGCUUGGGAACACUGCAAACCCCUUGCAUCAAAUGAGACCCUUCAGGAAGCCCUGUCAGAGGUGUUGAACAGCAUUAAUUCAGCUCAGGUUUACUUCAAAGCAGGACUUGAUGUGUUCAGGAGUGUCUUGAAUGGGAAGAAUUGAGAAAACUCUGAGCAUUUUUUAAAGUUUGCUUACAAUUCCACAAGCAAAAGCUCUAAUUGAACCAGAUUUUCUGAUAUUGAAGGCUUAUUUUCCCCCAUGGCUUUUUGACAAGUAUAAAGCUAUUAUUACAUUGUAUUUUUUAAAUGUAAAUAUAAAAAGAACAUUUUGCACAUUUAAUAUUUUUUGUAUCUACAUUUCUGACUAUGUAAAGCAAGUUAUUGAAAUAGGACUUAAGAAUUACCUAUUAAAAAGAAAUCUGAUAUUUU